Molecule: messenger RNA, 4516 nt
Organism: Sardina pilchardus (European sardine)
Lineage: Eukaryota; Metazoa; Chordata; Actinopteri; Clupeiformes; Clupeidae
Product: R3H domain-containing protein 1-like
Exons: 28
Coding region: 400-3756 (1118 amino acids)
Molecular function (GO): nucleic acid binding
Source: RefSeq, a predicted model, not a curated record
GUCCCGUCUGUGGACGCUCUAUCCCUCGCCGAGCUCUCAUGUUUCCUAUGUAGAUUGAAUAACAAAAUAAAUUUAUCCAGUGUCACAAUAGUUGCUUGCCGAAGCUAUCAUCAUUAUUGUGGACAAGACUUAAGCUGCCCUUGACGUGUGCAGGGUCGUGAGAGGUAUGAGUGGCUCGUUGGCGCCCACUGCUGUCGCGGCCGGGAGCCAGUGCUGGUGAUGGGGACAUGGGCCUCUCCCUCAGGGCUUCCACCGCGCUCCACACCCGCCGCCACCGCUGCCUCGCUCACCGGGACACACGGCUCGGCCGUCACCACGACAACACGCUACCGCAGGCCUGUCCGUAAACACAACACUGGGUCCAGAGCUCUUGGUAGAUGUUCCAAGUAGCCCUCUCUGAUGAGGAUGUCUGAUCCUGGCACUGACAAGGAGACGAGUGAAACAAUGAGAGUUCUGGAGGAGGAGAGUGACCCGGCGCCAGAGGUCCAAGGCCAGACCUCCGGGUCCGACAGCAAGGACCGGCCUGAGCCAGUCAAGGAGGAGAGCGGCCAGGACAACCAGAAGGAGGUGCAGCAGCAAGGCUCUGGACAUACAGGGAUCAGGCCCAAGUCUAAUGCAAAGUUAAAGUUAGUUCGGAGCCUGGCCAUUUGCGAAGAGCCCUCUCCUCCAUCUGUUUCCACAGAAACGUCUGGAGAACAUCAGGGUGAGAUUGAGGUCCAGCUUUCUCAGUCGUUUGACAAAGAGGAGACGGCUCCACCUAAGACUGAGGACGGCAAAGACAAAUGCCCCGACAAGUUGGAGAAGGCUGAGAAAACGCCACGGAGGAUGCUGUCUCGAGAUUCUAGUCAAGAAUACACAGACUCAACUGGUAUCGAUCUCCACGAAUUCUUGGUGAACACACUGAAAAACAAUCCCAGGGACCGAAUGAUGUUGCUGAAACUGGAGCAAGACAUUCUGGACUUCAUCAGUAACAAUGAAAGCCAGAGAAGAAAAUUUCCUCCGAUGACCUCAUAUCAUCGAAUGCUGCUGCACCGGGUUGCUGCAUACUUUGGCUUAGACCACAACGUCGACCAGACCGGGAAAUCUGUCAUCAUCAAUAAAACUAGCAAUACAAGAAUACCAGAUCAAAAAUUUUCAGAGCAUAUCAAAGAUGACAAAACCGACGAUUUCCAGAAACGCUACAUUCUGAAAAGGGACAAUUCCAGCAUAGACAAAGAUGACAACUUGCUGCGAAUGCGCCUGAAGGAAGACCGGAGGAGUAAGUCUAUAGAGGAGCGUGAGGAGGAGUACCAGCGAGCCAGGGACAGGAUAUUUGCCCAAGAUGGUCCUGACAGCUUCCCUCCUGACAAAAGGAUACAGGAAGAUGACGGCUAUAACAGCACGCAGCAAAGACGACAGAUUUUUAGGUUAAAGGACAGCCGGUCGGGAAACAGCCGGCAGAGCAGCUCGGAGAACGAGCCCAGGUACUCGGAACCGCGGCCGUGGAGCAGCACCGACUCGGACAGCUCCAACCGCAACCUCCGCCCGGCCAUGACCAAGGCUAGCAGCUUCAGCGGCAUCCCCGUGCUCAUGCGCGGCGACAGCUGCAACAGUAGCAAGAGCACCGGACGCCUCUCCAAGACCGGUUCUGACUCGUCUAGUAGUGUAGGCUCGUCCACGGGCUCGCUCUCUCGCUCCCAGCCGCCCCUCCUCCCCGCCCUGCCUCUAACCCAUCAGCCGGGCCCUGCCGCACCCCUUGCCUACCCUGCCGUCAGCCCCGCCGGCCCCGCAUCCUACAAGGGCUGCCGGGCCUCCUCCUCCUCCUCCUCCUCCUACACAGCGCCCUUGGCUAACCAUAGCUACUAUUUGCUUCCUCUGGAAGCCACCGGGAUCUCCCCCGGCGGUAUCCUGGUGAACCCACACACAGGUCAGCCCUUUAUGAAUGCCGAGGGCGGUGCGGUGCUCUAUGGCCCCACCCUGGGUGCCCAGCCUGGCAGGCCCCAGCAGCCUCCCCCAGUGCCACCUGGUUCUGCCAACCACGUCAUGUCCCAGUCUGCACCUCCUCCUCCUCCACCUCCUCCUCCUCCUCCUCCACCUCCUCCAGCCGUUCGGCCCCUGCAGCCGGCCGUGCUGCCGUCGGCUCAGCCUGUCCACUACGCCACGGCCUCUUACCCAUCUCCGUUCUACUCCGCCUCUCCUAACCAGCACUACACUGUGCAAGAGAACCUGGGAGCCCAGUUCAGCCACAUGAGCCUGGCCCCCCACCACCACCACCACCACCACCACCCCCACCACCACCACCAGCUGCUCGGUGAUGGCCGCGACGCGCCGCACCACACUGCCAUGUACCCCUCGUCUGUCCUGCUGCAGGGUCCCCCCCCGCCCCAGCAGCAGCCCGGCUACAUGGUGACACCAGCAGGGCACCCCGGGGUGCCCUCCGGCGCCGCCUACGCCACCCCAGGCCAGGCGCCCCAUGCCCAGCCACUGCUGCACCACCACCACCAUCAACAACAACAACAGCAACAACAACAACAACACCACCAUCACCAACACCACCACCAUCACCAACAGCAACAGCAGCAACAGCAGACUUCCCAGCAGGGCUACAUGCAGCAGCCCCUGCAGCAGAUGGCCUCAUGUUACUGUGCUCCGGGUCAGCAGUACCCCCUCUCCAGCCAGCAGUACCGGCCCGGCGUGGGUACCGUGGCGUACAGCGGCCCCCCCAACCAGCCGAUGGCAGCCGCCGCCGCGCCCCCGCCGCCCAAUCAGCAGCCAGGUUAUCAAACUGUGAUGCCAAAUCAAGCGCAGAACUACCAGAACAUGGUCGGGGUGCAGCAGCCUCACAGCCAGGGCCUGGUCAGUGGUCAGCACAGCAAUAUGGGAACCCAAAUGCAAGGCAUGAUGGUGCAGUAUCCCUCCAUGCCAUCUUAUCAGGUAUCCCUGCCUCAAGCCUCUCAGGCUGUAGGCCAGCAGCCGUAUCAGCAGCAGAUCAUCAUCCCCAGCCAGUCCAGCCAGGGUCCCAUGCCCGCCACAGGGGUGCAGGUCUACUACAGCAUCGUCCCACCAAACCAACAGAACACCCUUAGCUCCUCGGUGGGGUUUUUGCCGCCUCCAGGAUCAGAGCAGAUGCCGUUCCCUCGCACGUCGCCCCCCUGCGGCCCCCAGCAGCUCCCUGCCCAGCAGUGUUCAGGUGUGUCGGCCCCUCCGCCCCCUGGUGGCGGGAUGGUGAUGAUGCAGCUGACCAUUCCACCCAAUCAGCAGCCCAAGACCCACUCGCCUACCCAGUGGAAGAACAACAAGUACUACAGCCUGGACCACGGGAGGAACCACAAGGCCCCAGACCUGUCCAGCCUGGACACCUCACAGAGUAGCCCUCAGCUGGGCAGCCCCUCCUCCUCCCCCUCCCAGUCCCCGUCCCCAGCACACUUGACCAACGUGAAGAGCAUACGCCCGGGCCUCCCCGCCCUUCCCAUCAUGCAGCAGUUCUCAAGACCCUUCGGUCCAGGUCAAGCUGAUCCCCGGUACCCUCUGCUAGGUCAGCCCCUCCAGUACAAUCCCCAAGUCCGUCCUCCUCUCCUCCACGCUCCACCCAUCAUCUCCAACCACCAGGGGCCUGGAGGAAUGAGGCAGGGAGGUCGAGGGAGGAAGCAGCCAAGGAAAGCGCUUUCAACAGAUCUCAGUGUAGGUGAAACAGUAAGCGAGCGGGUCCUGGAGAUGACGAACAUGCCGUCGGGCGUCGGCCGGACGCAGGCGGACCCGUUGUUCAGGGAACUGUGACCUUGACCCUUUCGGACGGGCAGCUGGGACCGGCACUACACACACGUCCCAUCGAGGGGGGGUUGGGAGGGAGGGGAGCUCUCGAGUCCAGUGCACGCGCUCCAGUGCCAUGGCAAGCAGUCCUGGCCUCCUCUGAGGCCCACGGCUCGUGUGCGACUCCAGACAGGUGGCACAGAGGGGGGGGGGGGGGGGGGGGGGCGCAGUCACACUGCACCACGCCCUCACUGUGUCCGUACAGACUGGCUCUGUCUGAGCACAGGACAUGGCCCCUUCCCGACUAUACACACAUUGAUACAUACACACGCACACGCACACACACACACGCACACACACACACGCACACACACACACACACAUACACAAAGCCACAAAAAUCUUCCCUCUGCCCUGUUAAUGCUCUGUUGCCAUGACUAUCUACAUCUAGUUCCAUUUGAAAUUAGACUGUGAUAAGUUUGUGAUUAUUUUCCCCCGUUUUGUUCUACAAAGUGUGUGUGUGGUGGUUAAAGGUUUUCCUCUACACACUGAAAAAGGAAAAAAAGAAAAAAGAAAAAAAAAACUGAAGCCACAUGAACAUUUAAAAACAAAGACAGAAAAAAACUUGAAUGAAAUCUAUAAUUCUGUCAGCUCUCUUGAGAAUUGAUAGGAACAUGUUGAAUGGCAGCCUCAUCUUGUUUUGUUUUGUUUGUUUGUUUGUUUGUUUGUAUGUUAGGAGGUUUUUUAUUUCGAAAUUUUAUUUGUGAAAUAUAUUUUCAGACCUGAA